AUGCCAGCGGAGCGCUACACUGUUUUGGACCUGGCGAGGAAAAGAAGCACCGCCAUGACCACCGUCCGUCCUCCUGUGCUGGGUGUGGUGAGUUCACACCCAUCAGAAAAGAAUGACUACCACAGCCACGCAUUGAUGGCGACCUGCCACGUUGGCAGGUUCACGCUGAGCGUCUGCUACUACGCCCUGUCCCUGAACACGUCACAGCUCCACUCAUAUCCAUACAAUAGCUGUUUCCUGUCGGCUGUGGUGGAGGUGCCGGCGUACAUGAGCAGCGGCCUUGCCAUCCGAUACUUUCCGCGAUGCUUCGGCGUGAUGGCCGUCUUCCUCACUAUAGGCCUGGUGCUCUUUUCCAUUCAGCUGGUACCUAAGAGUGAGUGGGACACCAAAGCCAAAGAGUUGAGCUCAAAACCAGUAGGGGCCCCUGGGUCACCCAUCUUCUGCCAGGGUAUAGUUCAGAAGCAGUAA
Phyllopteryx taeniolatus (common seadragon) is the source of this 468-nucleotide messenger RNA. Its product is annotated as solute carrier family 22 member 4-like. The record is from RefSeq and is a predicted model, not a curated record. The coding region runs from base 1 to 468 and encodes 155 amino acids. The transcript has a single exon. NCBI's taxonomy places the organism in Eukaryota, Metazoa, Chordata, Actinopteri, Syngnathiformes, Syngnathidae.